UUUACGAGCAGCAAUUCUGAACUAAGUAUCGUUACCACGCUGAUUGCUGAUGGAAGGACUGCGCAGUUGGUGACCAAAUCAAUGCAUGGAUACGGUUCUUCACCGAACGUGGUGUUAUUGUGGCUAUGCUGGGGAGGAAACGUCCCAUGCAUUCGUUCGCUGGCUGCGGUCAUCCUGCUCCAGGGCCGGUCACAUCGUGGCAACGAUCUGCAUCGUCGGACGAUCUACAGUACAUCAAGACACCUCGUGUCCCAUGUAAGUUUUCGUGCCCCGCAUCUGCGCUGCUCGCGAUGCAGUGGUGACAGACAUCAUCAAAUCCGGUUCGCGCGGCAAUACCAGCAUGAUGGUCAAGAAAUACGUGUGGAAGGUCCAGAAUAUUCCCGCUGGUAUCCAACGAGAUGGCCUUCUCGCACUGUUCAAGGAUCCUGAAAGAUUACGUGUGAAAUCAAUUUGCCCGGAUUUCGAUCGACCAAAGUGUUCGAUCGCCACCGUCGAAUAUGAUCCAUGGCCGGAGCAUCCAACGGCCAGUCCUGCCUUGCGUGAGACCGGACAUGAUAUGCCUCACAUUGAUCGCGAUUUCUGGGGUUUCACUCCGAUCUAUCAUCCAGAAUCAGGAGAUUACGAUUCAGACAUAAUCGCCAUCACCGGACUUGCCGGACAUGCCAUAGGGUCAUGGACUAUGCCCAAUGGAAGGAUGUGGUUACGUGAUGUCCUGCCGGACGAUGUACCAAACGCUCGCAUCCUCACGUAUGGCUACGAUUCUCGCUUAGCAGACUCAAUCCGUCCCUUUUCCACGGUGCAGGACUUGGCGGAGGAAUUUUUGGUCAAUUUGGUCUACAUGCGCGAGAUGACCGAACAGGUAUUUAUCUUGAAGGGAUAUGCCAGCACCGCCAAGUCUCGACACUGAUGAAAGAUAGGGCGAACGACGGCGAGUUGGAGUCAUGCUCGUUAGUCAUGAUCGCUCGGCUAAUUUUUGCACAGUCCCAUCAUUCUGAUCGGACAUAGUCUAGGAUGCUUGCUCAUUAAGAAGGCCAUGAUAGGAUCGAGAUAUCUGCGGUAAGAGAUCUCUGGACAAUGAUGGUUACUCUACCGCACAUCUGGCCGUUGACAUCCAAAGCAGCGAGAGACAUCGCCUGCCUAUCUGCUUACUUAUAUUCCUGUCGGCGCCACACAGAGGCAUGAAUAACGAG
Messenger RNA from Dissoconium aciculare CBS 342.82, 1190 nucleotides. RefSeq lists its product as uncharacterized. The coding region runs from base 341 to 907 and encodes 188 amino acids. Lineage: Eukaryota; Fungi; Ascomycota; Dothideomycetes; Mycosphaerellales; Dissoconiaceae. The transcript is spliced from 3 exons. The record is from RefSeq and is a predicted model, not a curated record.